AUGAUAAUGAUGAUGCGCUACGUGCUGUGUAUCCUCGCUCUCCUGCUCUCAUGUGCGUGUGUGCACGUCCUCGCUGAAGAAGUGCCUGCCGCCGAUCUUUCCGACCAAGUCCCUGAUACGGAGAGUGAGACAAAGAUUCUUCUUCAAAGUACUCCUGUCAGUUGCCCUGAUGGUGACGAACGUUCUGUUGACGGUAAACCUUGUGCUGAGGCUGCUGCUAGUGGUCCCGGUGCUGGUGGUGCUCAAGGGCCUAACACCCACGGUCAUCAGAAUCAAUCUGAAGUUGGUCAACAGCACGGUGCUGGAGUUAGUGGCCUAUCUCCUCAGACGAGUGGACUGGGUCGUGGAGCUGGAGUCACUACUACUACCUCUAAUCUGCACAACGAGAGGGGGAAUAAGUUACCAGGUGCAGAGGCUGCUGCAGGAAAGGGUCAAGGAAUUCAUCAGCAGCAAGAGAGCAGUCAAGAUCCAAUACGAAGUGAAGAAGCAUCUCCUGGGGUGAAAGAGAACUCAAAUCAAGGAGCUUCACCACAGCAACCUCAACAAACUGGUGAUACAUCCAAUGACAGUAGCGCAGUCAACACCAGUGCAGCCAGUGGAGAAGGUACAGGUGCACAAUCAUCUCCUACUUCUGCACCUUCGCAAACUGAUGGAACUGCGGAAGGUGGUAAUUCUACAGAGACAUCAACGAAUAACUCAGCGAAUACAACCUCCGAAAGUGACAAUACAUCCACUAAUGAGGAAUCAACCACCACCACCUCAACAACAACAACAACAACAACACUUCCUCCUGAACUCACAAACAACAAGAAGGGUGAUGCAGACAGCAGCAGCAGUAUCAGCAGUUCUGUGUGGGUGCGUGUACCACUACUGAUUGUGGUUACACUGGCCUGUAUUCUUGUGUGCUGA
Messenger RNA from Trypanosoma theileri, 909 nucleotides. RefSeq lists its product as uncharacterized. The record is from RefSeq and is a predicted model, not a curated record. Bases 1 to 909 code for a protein of 302 amino acids. Lineage: Eukaryota; Euglenozoa; Kinetoplastea; Trypanosomatida; Trypanosomatidae. The transcript has a single exon.